This is a messenger RNA of Mus caroli (Ryukyu mouse), 455 nucleotides long. RefSeq names its product very long chain fatty acid elongase 6-like. NCBI's taxonomy places the organism in Eukaryota, Metazoa, Chordata, Mammalia, Rodentia, Muridae. Gene Ontology annotation, biological process: very long-chain fatty acid biosynthetic process; fatty acid elongation, polyunsaturated fatty acid; fatty acid elongation, monounsaturated fatty acid. Gene Ontology annotation, molecular function: fatty acid elongase activity. The record is from RefSeq and is a predicted model, not a curated record. Gene Ontology annotation, cellular component: endoplasmic reticulum membrane; endoplasmic reticulum.
GAGGCGCAGAGAACACGUAGCGACUCCGAAGAUCAGCCCCAAUGAACAUGUCAGUGUUGACUUUACAAGAAUAUGAAUUCGAAAAGCAGUUCAACGAGAGCGAAGCCAUCCAAUGGAUGCAGGAAAACUGGAAGAAGUCUUUCCUGUUUUCUGCGCUGUAUGCCGCCUUUAUCUUUGGUGGUCGGCAUCUGAUUAACAAGCGAGCCAAGUUUGAACUUCGGAAGCCGCUCGUGCUCAGGUCGCUGACUCUUGCCGUCUUCAGUAUAUUGGGUGCUCUUCGAACUGGUGCUUACAUGCUGUACAUUCUGAUGACCAAAGGCCUGAAGCAGUCAGUUUGUGACCAGAGUUUUUACAAUGGACCUGUCAGCAAAUUCUGGGCUUAUGCAUUUGUGCCCAGCAAAGCACCGGAACUAGGUGACACGAUAUUCAUCAUUCUGAGGAAACAGAAACUGAUC